AUGGGAUUGACCAAGGAUUAUUUGAAGUAUGAGCAUGCUGGCUCUUGUGGAUGUGUUGGUUCAACAAACGGACAACUUGUUGCUAUUGAUGGGCAAACUGUCGCCGUUUCAGCUAACGAAUAUCUCAAUUUCUAUAAUAUGAGAACGACAGAAAAGGUUAAUGAAAUCAUCGAAUCCACAAAACCAAUCACAUGUGUCAGACAAUGCGAAAAUAAGCCGAUUCUCGCUAUUGGAUACGCUGAUGGAUCUGUAAAACUAUUCGAUCGAGAAAACGAAGAUGCUGACCCAAUCAUGUUCUCUGGUCACAAAAAAGCAGUGAAUUGCAUCGAGUUCAGUAGUGAUGGCUUGCUAUUCGCAACUGGUGGAAAAGACGGUGUAAUCGUUCUGUGGGAUAUUCUCGCCGAGCGAGGAAUGUUUCGAUUGCACGGUCACAAAGAGUCAGUCACCCAGAUGAAGUUUGUUCGAGGCGAUCGUUUCAUCAUUUCGACAUCGAAAGACAGUCUCAUCAAGUUCUGGAGCAUUGCUAGUCAAUCGUGCUUCUACACUGUGAUGGACAGCAGAAACGAGAUCUAUUCGAUGAGCCUGCAUCGAGACGAAUCGAUUCUUGUUGCUGCUACUUCGGAACUCGAACUGCUCGUUUUUGAACUGAACUGGAAAAAUGGAGCAAUUUUUGAGCAGGAAGUGAAGAACGAGGAACCGUCUGCUAAAAAAGGAACGAUAGAUGAUGCAGAAGAUGCACUUGCAAACAUGGCCAACAGAUACAUCACUACAAAACUACGCGGAAGAGUUAUUCGUCAGAGUAAAGGAAGAGCUCUUCAGCUUGUGCCAACUCAUGAUGGUCGUUUCUUGGUUUGUGUUGGUGCUGACAAAGUGGCCGAUGUCUAUAGAGUGUUUUCGGAAGCUGAAUCAGUGAAACGUUUGACGAAAAAGUUGAAAAGUGCUAAACGAAAGGCAACUUCGGAAAGUUCGGCUGUAAGUGAGGAUGAUGUUACAAAGGACGUCACCAUUCUUGUGACUAGAAUCGACGGAAGAACAAAUCUGAUCUACAAGUGGUACGCUUUGUUGACCGAUAAUACUGUUCACUGGGUGAAGAUGACUAUCGAGAUGAAUUCCAACGCUGUUGAAUGCGACAGUGUUGGAAAUUUGGACAAACUUGGUCAUCGUGAAGACGUUCGCUCUUUGUGCGUGUCAUCAUCGUCAAGUCUUCUAGCAUCGGGAGGCGGAAACGAAGUUAUCGUGUGGAGUACUCACUCACUUCGAUCAUCGUUGACUUUGACCGAUAACGAUGUCAAGGAUGUAGUGGCCGUUAACUUUGUUCCAGGAGACAACUACAUUCUUACGGGAGGAAAGAAUGGUGAAAUCGGCGUCUUUGAACUCAGCAGCGCAGAAUUGGUCGAGACGAGAAAAGCACACACCGGAGCCAUUUGGACCAUUCAGAAUACACCAGACAAUGAAGGAUUCAUGACAGCAUCAGCUGACAAGACAGUACGCUUCUGGUCGUUCGUGUUGGUUACUGAAGGUUCUCGAAAAAGAAUAUCAAUCAGAGAACAGAAGGUUCUGGAACUUCCGGAUGAGGCACUCGCUGCAUCGUUCUCACCAGAUGGAAAGUUCCUUGUUGUUGCUCUUCUCAAUAAUACAUGCUCUGUGUAUUUCGUAGACACUCUCAAAUUCUUCGUCUCCCUUUACGGCCACUCUCUCCCUGUCACCUGUGUCGAUGUGGCUCCAAGUAGCAAGUUGUGUGUUACUGGUUCUGUGGACAAGUCUGUAAAAGUGUGGGGAUUGGACUUUGGAGAUUGUCACAAAUCAUUCCAUGCUCACGACGACGCUGUCACAUCGGUAUUAUUCUGUCCGGGCGAAGAGCAAUUGUUCUGGAGUGCUGGAAAAGAUGGGAAAAUCAAGCAGUGGGAUGCCGUGAAGUUCAUUCUUGUUCAAUCUCUUGACAGGCACACUUCCGAUAUUCGAUGCUUAGCUCAGUUCUCCAACGGAUCUGUUAUGUUCUCUGCAUCCCACGACAAAUCGAUUCGUUGCUGGGAGAAAACCGACGAAAUGGUAAUCGUGGAAGAGCGAGAAGAGAUGGAAAGAGAAGAAGAGUACGAGAAGAAACUGAUCGACGAGGAUGACGUUGUGGCUGGAGAGAAUGCUGACAAUGAAGCGGGCGUUGCCAGCAGCAAAACGAGUUCCAGUGUUGUUUCUGCUGAAAAUAUCAUCCAGGCAGUUGAUAUUGCGAGAAAUGAAAAGGCGCAGCGAGCAGAGGAUCCAAACCACGAACCACAUCCUCUUAUUGGUGCCUACAAUAGUAAAUCUCUUGACCAUUUCAUUGUCGAUGUUAUCGCAAAAUGCAGAGCCAGUGAUCUCGACAGAACCCUUCUUCUGAUUCCUUUAUCCUACGUGGCAGAUAUUCUGCUUGCUAUCGCUUCGUGCACUCAACAACAAUAUAAAGCUGAGCUGUGCACCCAUGUUUCAGUUUAUUUGACCAGAGUUCAUCUCAGUCACAUCAUCGCUUCUUCCGAAUAUGUUCCAAUUUUUGAGCAAAUGAAUUCAAAAAUGUCCGAGGGAGUGGAGAAGUUGAGAGAGAUCACAGGAACUAAUCUCGCUGCUCUUCGACUUUUGGCUACGGAAAUGGAGGAUCGUGAACAAGUGAAAAUGUUCGCCCAAAUUGAACUGGGAACUGAUAAUCCGAAAAAGAAGAGAAAGGGAAGAAAGGCAGUGUUAAAGACACUUGUCGUUAUUCGAACCCGCGAGACACCUGCGAAAGUCGAUGCGUGUCGACUAAUUUAA
Messenger RNA from Caenorhabditis briggsae, 2778 nucleotides. Lineage: Eukaryota; Metazoa; Nematoda; Chromadorea; Rhabditida; Rhabditidae. Gene Ontology annotation, biological process: maturation of SSU-rRNA. Gene Ontology annotation, molecular function: snoRNA binding; protein binding. The record is from RefSeq and is a predicted model, not a curated record. Gene Ontology annotation, cellular component: Pwp2p-containing subcomplex of 90S preribosome; small-subunit processome. The transcript is spliced from 11 exons. The coding region runs from base 1 to 2778 and encodes 925 amino acids.